Messenger RNA from Cucurbitaria berberidis CBS 394.84, 879 nucleotides. RefSeq lists its product as uncharacterized. Lineage: Eukaryota; Fungi; Ascomycota; Dothideomycetes; Pleosporales; Cucurbitariaceae. The transcript has a single exon. The record is from RefSeq and is a predicted model, not a curated record. The annotation marks the transcript as partial.
UCUGCGAGCAAAAAGAAGGAACAGGCAGCUCCCAAGAAGGUAGCAAAGCGCGAAGCUGAAGCUGACGCCGAGGUACCCACAACAACACCAACAGCAAAGCGACGCAAAAAGGACCCGGAGAUCUUAGCUGCCGAGCUGCGCGAAAAGGCCAAGGCACAAGAAGAAAAGGCGGAAAAGGCGCACCACAAGAAGGACUGGGAAGAGUGGCAGAAAGCCCACGAUGUCGACGGGAAACUGCUAGAUGCUGAGCCCGAGAAAGAAGAGUCAAUCACGCAAACAGACAGCCAGAAGAAGUACGGUCUGAAACCAACCGAGCUGGGCAGUUUACUGCAUUUCGAAAAACGACAUCCUACUUACAACAACACGACAAAACUAUUCCUCGAAAAAGACGUGAAACAACUCGCGUUCAGGAAACACGGUAUUCUAGCCAGUGGCGGCAAGACGAAGGACUCUGCGCUUCUACGGAAGGGAGAAGAGGUGUGGAAUGAAGAAUACGCCUCAUCCGCUGCUGCUGUCGAUGACGCGAAGAAGAAGGCUUCAUCAGAAAGAGCCCAGAAACCCAAAACGCCCAAGCAGAAAUGGACCGAAUACGUCUCUGCACAUGCGCUUCCCACCGACGCCGACAACAAACUGGUUGAUGAGCCAAAGGUGGCUGUCAACCAGACUGAGAGCAAAGCAAAGUAUCACUUGACGCCCGCGGAUCUGGCUUGUCUCCCGUUCUUUGCUAAGAAAAAUCCGGCGUAUGGGAAUACGAUCAAGUUGUUUAGCGAAAGUGAGGUUCAGGGGUUAGCUUGGAGGAAGGCUGCUGUGUUGGCGGGUGUGGAGGAGGGUGAUGAUGAGGUGGAAUUCUUGGAGAAAGGGAGGGAGGCGUUUGAGGAG